This is a messenger RNA of Colletotrichum siamense, 243 nucleotides long. RefSeq lists its product as uncharacterized. The coding region runs from base 1 to 243 and encodes 80 amino acids. Lineage: Eukaryota; Fungi; Ascomycota; Sordariomycetes; Glomerellales; Glomerellaceae. The transcript has 2 exons. The record is from RefSeq and is a predicted model, not a curated record.
AUGGCAUUCCGCGUCGCCAUCCUCGCAAAUUUCGACCCGGACGAACCAGGUGGGAGCGAAAUGUUAUCCAGAAUCACCACUCUCCUCCGCUUCUCCCGAACAGGUGCUACUGAGAUCACUGUCCACGCCGCCAUCCGCGGCGAUGCCUUCCCGGAUCCGUCCGAGUACGAUCUAGUGAUUUUGACAGGAGGACCAUUCAAUCUGUUGAAAUACACCGAGGAGAAUGAGAGACCGGAGUGGUAA